Molecule: messenger RNA, 1963 nt
Organism: Cottoperca gobio
Lineage: Eukaryota; Metazoa; Chordata; Actinopteri; Perciformes; Bovichtidae
Gene: naxe
Product: NAD(P)HX epimerase
Exons: 6
Coding region: 841-1692 (283 amino acids)
Cellular component (GO): mitochondrion
Molecular function (GO): NAD(P)HX epimerase activity
Source: RefSeq, a predicted model, not a curated record
AAAGUCAAGCUAGAGCUAAACGUUAGCUAACAACUUGCAACAAUUUAACAGCCUGUAGACUGAAUUCAUAAGUACAACUUCAUAUUUCUGUGGUUUCAGACUGUUGUUUAUAAACUGUAACUAACACAAGCAUCUUUAUUUAACUAUACUUGACUCUUACUGUCAUGUCCACCAAGGGCUAACUAGAUACUGAUACUGAAAGGUGGAGCUGUGUGCAACAGACACAAUAAAGAUUAUCACAUACAAUAAUAUCAGCAUGGUGUGCAUUGAUAUGAACUGAUAUCUGUACAAAAAGUAGUAACUGAUCUUUUCAGUCAAUAUAUUUGACCUUGUGCUUUGGAAAUGCUUAUUUUUAACUUUUGUACGACUGAUAAUAAUACUUAGUUGCUGCCCUACUUUCAGUGUUUACAAGUAGUUCAGACUUGUGUUAAAAUGCAAUUUUCCUUGGCUUGAAGACUGUGUGUCUCAUCUCUUCCUGUAAAUCAUAUUAAGCAGUAGCCGAGAGCACAGGGAUGAAGGAUAUACCUUCCAGGGACUGUGCGUACACAGCCUGCAAAGAAAAACGCAAGCAAUGAAAGCGAUGCAGCAGCUGCAGGAGGCAGCGGAGUCAGCACUCAGAGCAGCAGAGCUUUCAUUAGUGGGAAAAUGUACAUCUACACUCGAGUUGCCUGCCUGAGCCUUAGCCUGCAGGCUUUGCUCCAUGUAAAAGUUUCUUGUUUUGACUCCACAGUUACUUCUGUUAGUUCAUUAAGUCGUGGGAUCCAUGUGGGGUGUACUUCCUUCAGUUCAGGGUAGAUCGCUGGUAGAUCGUUUCUGUUCCAGCAGUGUGGAUCUAUCUGGAUGUUGAGUGUGCGGACUUUGUUUGGGAUCGGCUUCCUGGUGACCUCAAGGGCCACGGCAGUCCUCGCUCAGACAGGGACAUGUCCGCUGUCUGCCGCAGCUAACAACCACAAGAAGGACCGUUUCAGUAGCAGACCAGCGUCCACCAUGGCCCAGACCAUCAAAUAUCUCGGGCAGGAGGAGGCGCAGCACAUUGACGAGGAGCUCUUCAGUGAGUACGGCUUCAGUGUGGAUCAGCUGAUGGAGCUGGCUGGACUCAGCUGUGCCACAGCCGUGGCCAGGGCGUAUCCAGUAACUUCCCUCGUGAAGGCCAGACCUUCUCUGCUGGUGAUCUGUGGACCAGGUAACAACGGCGGCGACGGCCUGGUCUGUGCCCGACAUCUUAAACUCUUUGGUUACGAGCCCACAGUCCUGUACCCGAAGAGGCCAAACAAACCUCUGUUCCAGGGCCUGACCACACAGUGCCAGAAGAUGGAGAUCCCCUUCCUGACUGAGAUGCCCGAGGCUAAAGUGAUCGACGAGGCCUACAACCUGGUGAUAGACGCCAUCUUCGGCUUCAGCUUUAAGGGGGCUGUGCGAGAGCCUUUUGGUUCCAUCCUCCACGUGCUGAAGAAGAUGACAACCCCCAUAGCCAGCAUCGACAUCCCCUCAGGUUGGGAUGUGGAGCAGGGCAGUGCAGAUGGACUGCAGCCCGACAUGCUCAUCUCUCUGACUGCUCCCAAGAAGGCUGCCUCCUUGUUCAGGGGACGUUACCACUUCCUGGGGGGCCGGUUUGUGCCGCCGGGCCUAGAGAGGAAGUACCAGCUCAACCUGCCUCAGUACCCCGGCCUGGACUGUGUGCUACAGCUGUAGGAGUACUGAAGUUCAAUGAGAGGAAGGGUUUCGUCUUCAGAGGAAAAGUUCCUUCUAUAAACCUUUUUUCUGAUUUUAAAAGUUUUUUUGAGAACUUAUUUGAGAAAUCAAAUAAGCGUAUUUCCAUAAAUGAUAGUUCCUAUUAAAUCUGGGAAUUUGAUCGGUUCUCAUCGAGUGGCGGCUGUAAAUCCAAUAAAGUGUAAUAAAAGUGCUUUAUUAGAUUUCUUUAACGUUGCUUCAGCUACAUGAAAAUAAACAAAGACUAUUCCAA